Exaiptasia diaphana is the source of this 2419-nucleotide messenger RNA. Its product is annotated as katanin p80 WD40 repeat-containing subunit B1. The transcript has 12 exons. Gene Ontology annotation, biological process: mitotic cell cycle; microtubule nucleation. Gene Ontology annotation, molecular function: gamma-tubulin binding. The record is from RefSeq and is a predicted model, not a curated record. Gene Ontology annotation, cellular component: centriole; spindle pole; pericentriolar material. NCBI's taxonomy places the organism in Eukaryota, Metazoa, Cnidaria, Anthozoa, Actiniaria, Aiptasiidae.
GUACGUUUAUGUUAUUGGCAGAAAAAUGGCGGCAAGAAAGUUUUGGGUUCAAAAAUGGCCGAAAAUCACUUGAAAAAAGUGUUCGAAAGUCGACAGAAUUUCUCAMAAACAAGCUACGUAUGAUUUGAAGUCAUCAUGGGUGAGAAAUCGAAGUUAGCUUCGUGUGGGAAUGAUAUAAAGCUAUGGGAAGUUCCAGGAUUUGCCAUGACGAACUCGAUCAGUCUACAUUCUCAACCGGUCACAUCACUAUGUUGGGGCAAUAAUAAUCAAAAUUUAGUUAGUGUCGGUGGUGAUAAAGUUGUUGUGACRUCACUGAAGGGUGGUUUGAGUAAUUCCACUGAGCUUGCUGUUGGGGRUGGGUAUACUUGCGCUGCAUUCAACUCUUCUUCAAGGUAUUUACUACUUGGUGGUAAAACCAAAUCUCUAAGUGUCUGGGACUGGAAGUCAAAAGGUGUCAAAAAAACAUAUAAGGAGCACAAAGACGCAGUUUCUUGUCUGACAUUCAACUGGAAUGAUACAUGUAUAGCAUCUGGUGCUCUAGAUGGCAACAUCUUACUCCACAAUGUUGUUACUGGACAGGCUAGUGCAGCCUUGAGACAACCAAAGACACAGGCCAUCAGRGGGCUUCAGUAUUCUUACUUUAARAAGAGUCUUCUAGGAUCAGUCAGUGAUGAYGGAGCUUUGAAUAUGUGGGAYACAAACAGUCGUAAGCUUGUGACRUCAUUCACUAGUGACCACAGAGCACCAGCCACUGGUCUCAGCUUUUCUCCUGUCAAUGAAAUGCUUCUKGUCAGYGUUGGUUUGGACAAGAAAAUAGUAUUUUAUGACGCACAAGGAAAAAAAUUUUUUUAAGUGAUGACUGCAGAUGCUCCUCUAACAUCAGUUGUUUUUUUCCACGAUGGUGUCACCCUAGCUGUUGGAACAACAAGUUUUAAUUCUGUGGUGUCAAUCAAUAAAGUCACCAAAUCAAUCACAUCCASWAGUAUCAAGCCAAAGACGUCAACACGWAACCUACCRGAAGAUCCCCAGGGACCUCCCCCACAGGAGCCCCAGGAAYCCCCUYCACAGUCUAAUAACGUGCAGUCACCUAGGUUACCAGCACAACAGAAUGGMGUCAAAGAAGAUGAAGAUAUCUUUUCUCCGCUGAGAGAAGCUAAAACACCAAUGCCCAACACCUCAAAAAUUGACGAUAGAACCAUUCCUCCUCCAGUUGGAUUUGACCAUGAUGGCCUGGGUAUGAGCAAAGACAAAACCUUUGAUGGCUCCGGCAUUUUUUCACCGCUCGCAAGCAAUUCUAAUACCCCGGAUGUCCGCCAUCAUCCCGUCGGUGGACCUGCRUACUCCCCGACUGAAUUCCYSCCACCAAGAACUACAGCAGAACCCAGCUCMCAGGGAGCACGCGGUCAGACUGAUUCAUAUCUCAGAAGCUCUGAAGAAGCGCCUACAAGRAGCAUAGACAGAAAACAGAAAUUUAAUGAUCUUCGAGAUAUUCGACAUAGACUCGACAGCGUGCCYGAACCAGAAUAUGCAGCGCCUAAUCUCCGACUACCCAACGAAUCAUCCCCGACUGUAUCACGACAUUCAUCGAACUCUUCCGAUAUUAGACCAUGGCCCGAAAGUGACACUUCAAGAAGCGAAGGGCGAGCUCGCCUCGAGGGAAGGUCAGCGGAUGUUUUCUCAGGAGUUGCUGGUUACCAAGGGGAUGUCAAUCAUUCUUUAGAGCGUGGUAGUGCGAGAUCGGUAUGUAUGAUAUGUCGUAGGCUCGUUAGUAUAAUGUCUUUACACUUUGGGCAUAUCCGCUUCAAUCUGUCUUUCAUCCAUCCAUUUAUUCAGUCAAUACUCAUUCAUUCACUAAUUCAAUAUGACUUYUAUUUGGCGUCUUUUCCAGGAAUUGAUGCAGUAGACCAUUUAAAAAAUAGAAACCCGAUGACGUAUGUCAAUGGAGAUGCCGCUGCUCAUGGUAACGCAGGCCUACAGCCGUUUCAAAUUGAGUUUAUUAAGAAUAUGAUUGACGAUUCAAUGGACGAGUUUAGAGUUGCAAUCCACAAAGAUGUUGUGAAUCUACAAGUAGAAAUGCUGAGACAGUUUCAAAUCCAACAGAAUGAACUUCGUGAAAUGAUGGAAAGGUACUCAGUGAAUGAAGCAUUAGURCAAGAAAUCGACAGAUUACGAGAAGAAAAUCGACGUCUUAAGACCAAGUAUUGACGAUAUCAWGGUUGAUACUGGCAUUCAUUAUUAAAGAGCCUAGCUGAAGGCUUUUCAUCGCCAUUUUGCCCCUGCGUCGUGAGAUGAGUAACUAAUCCUAGUUUACAUACUAUGAAUAUAGAGGAUAUUACAUGGGCGCGUGGAGAUAUAGAGGAUAUUACAUGGGCGCGCGGAGAUAAAGAGGAUAUUACAUGGGUGCGUGGAGAUACGGAUU